Messenger RNA from Aspergillus affinis, 1053 nucleotides. Its product is annotated as branched-chain-amino-acid aminotransferase 1. Bases 1 to 1053 code for a protein of 350 amino acids. Gene Ontology annotation, molecular function: branched-chain-amino-acid:2-oxoglutarate transaminase activity. Gene Ontology annotation, biological process: branched-chain amino acid metabolic process. The record is from RefSeq and is a predicted model, not a curated record. The transcript has 6 exons. NCBI's taxonomy places the organism in Eukaryota, Fungi, Ascomycota, Eurotiomycetes, Eurotiales, Aspergillaceae.
AUGGCUAUCCUGACUACGCCGCCACCGGUAACAUCAGUUGAUUGGACCAAUUUAGAGUCAAUUGUGGUGGAAGGCAAUGGUCAUAUCGAGUCGCGCUACAAUGCUGAGACCGAUGAGUGGUCAAUUCCACGAUUUGUCCAUGGUCACAAUUUACGGAGUAAUGAGCUCGAGCCGUUGUUGAGCUAUGGUCAGCAAGCUUAUGAAGGCAUCAAAGCUUGUCGGGACCCUCAUGGAACAAUCCGAAUAUUUCGACCGGAAUUUCAUGCCGAUCGGUUCCAGCAUACAUGUUGCAUCAUGUCAGUUCCAUCCAUGUCGCAGGAUCAUUUCACUCGUUGCGUCGAACUGGCUGUCUCUCGGAAUGCCGAGUACGUUCCCCCGCACGACAGCGACGCGAUGCUGUAUAUCAGACCCACCGUUUUCGGCCCUGUCAGUCAUAGCAGCAGCAGCAGGUCAUCCGAUUUCCUGUUAAGUGUGGCGGUUUGCGCCGGAAGAGAUUGUUAUCUCACUCGGCCAUUAGAUGCCUUGGUCAUGGACGAGCUCAACGGAGCCACACCUCACAAUGCCAGCCCGGUCAAUAGUGAGGAGCAAAUACGAACAAAGAAAUAUGGGCUCACGCUGCAUGUAGAUGGUCGGACGCACACAGAGAUCAUAGGAUUCACACGCGCAUCAUUCAUUGGCAUCAUGGGCGGGAAAGGGGAUGGAAACAUUCGUGUCGUUCUCCCGGAACACUGCAAUAUUCUGGACAAUGCUACCAACAACAGCUGUGUUACCAUCGCACGGUCUCUUGGUUGGGUUGUAGAGAAGCGUGGAAUCCACGUCGCGUCGUUAUCGGAAUUCAGCGAAGUCCUUGCGGUCGGAGACACCGCCGACCUGACCCCAGUCAAGUCAAUCACUCAUCUUCACGAUAACAGUCGAGUUCAGGUCACGUAUGACGCGACUGCUGAGGGUAAGCCGGGGCCUGUCGCGACAGAGCUGUGUCAACGUCUGAAGGACAUAAAGAAAGGAAGAGCGCCCGAUGACUUUGGAUGGUGUUACAAGGUGCAGUUAUUGUAG